This is a messenger RNA of Gregarina niphandrodes, 1731 nucleotides long. RefSeq names its product POPLD (NUC188) domain protein. The record is from RefSeq and is a predicted model, not a curated record. Gene Ontology annotation, cellular component: ribonuclease MRP complex; nucleolar ribonuclease P complex. The transcript has a single exon. Gene Ontology annotation, biological process: tRNA 5'-leader removal. The coding region runs from base 1 to 1731 and encodes 576 amino acids. NCBI's taxonomy places the organism in Eukaryota, Apicomplexa, Conoidasida, Eugregarinorida, Gregarinidae.
AUGCAUAUGGCUUCAAGAUUUGGCUACAAGAUUGCACUGAGGCCCACCCAAAAAUGUUCCAGGAAGCAACUACGAUAUUCUCUAAGACGCUGCGCGGUACACGACGCAUCGUACAUGCAGGUGUAUCGCUUGCCUGUUACGCCUUAUUUAGCAAGGUUAGUUCCUACGACUUGCCUACCAGGGGUUAAUAAUGUUAUGCUAGUGGAUCAUCUGGGUCCUGCCGAGGUAAUUAUAGGCGAGGACGAGUCGCACCUUUCUGGUAAGAGCGCUGACGAGUUUACUAUUAUCAUUCAUCCCUGUAUCCGGCCAACAUUUGAAAAGUUAGUUCAAAACAUUGCCAGGCACACACGUGUGCGGCGCUGUGAUUUGAUCUUAUUUGAGCUGUAUGGGCCGCAAAGCCUUGCAAUACUGCGCUCCGCCCUUAUGGCAGGUGAUGUCGUUGUGAAUCAUUCGGAUCCUUUGGUAGUUAAGGCGGCGCGUCGGAUUUUGUCGGAAGCGCCGAACGACAGGAAAAUUGUAUACGAGAUCAACAAUGGCAAGAGCUUUGUGAUUACGGUGAACUCAGUGCCUCAGAUAUUAGGACCAUUUCAUGAGCCGAGAAUGCAAAUGAAACAGGUCGCUUUUGAUAGCGAUUUUGAUAUGGUGAAGUACAUCGCAGAAAAAAUGUGUCUGAAGAAAAGCGAAAGUUUGUCGUUCGAAUCUUCUCUAAUUUCACGACGGCUAGGAGUAGUAGUGCCUGGUUUGAAUGAAGAUUGCCCGAACCAGAAUGGUUUAGGAGUGGAGACCGCAGAGACGGAAACCGCAGAAGUGGUGGCCGCAGCGGGAAAAGUUCAGGGGUCCCUGACGUAUAAGCUGUCGUUGCGAAGUAAGAAGAGAAAGGACACGGCCAAGGCAGCUAAGCAAAUCAAGUCAUCCGGUGGUGCUGUACCUAUUAAAGCAACAACUGCCGCUGCAGCUGCAAUAAAAGUGCGGUGUAUGAUUUGGUUCAACAAUGUCAGUAGCGACUUGGUUCGUAUCAAGAUUAUGAUGCCCCGAGACACCAUCGGUCGUAGUGUUUGGAAUCUGAUAAAUAGAUAUGGAGCCGUUCCCCUCGGAUUGGAUGAUAGAGAGAAGUUGUAUUCGACUUAUGACGUGUUCCAUUUUCCUAGUCACCAUAUAUACAGUCCGGUGGCCACGGCGUUGUGGAGCAAACGAAGUGCAUUGGAGCGAGCGAAGUGGGAGAGCAGCCCGCCGGGCAGGCGAGUAAACUUCGACAAAUUGAAGCGGCGUGUCUUCUUUCCUUUCGGACUAUCGUGGCUUUCGGAGUGUGGUGGUUCUCGAGAAACCGAGGCCGACAGUGAUCAAGUCGACACCAGUGCCCUGGAGUCAAAUCCUGCACUCAUGAGAGAAAGGUUGUGGGAUCGAUACAGUCCUUACAUAAUUCACUUCUCAGGUCGAGGGCGGCCUCGGAUUCAUGACUUAAUUUUCCCAGAUGGAAACGCAGGCAAUCAAAUCAACGAGGUGAAUAUGGAGGUGGAUACAGUUGAGGAGGCGGAACGUCAUGAACCCGAUGGCUCUAUCGGGUUCAUUAUAGAUGGCUAUCACAGCCUGCACACAGGUCAUGGCCAUGGUUUAGCAUGGAUCCGGAAGGGCAUAACCCCGUCGACGGUGAGCAUCCGUUGUCAUACAUCAGGGCUGGAUUACCAACACGUUAACGUCUUGCCUGCGCCAACAUCCCUCCAAUAUUUAUAG